GGAGGAGACGGCGGCCUGGCUGACCUUUUCCCAAUCAAAUAUUUGGAAGUUUUUUUUUUUGGAUUAAUAAUAUUUGGAAGUUCAGUAGGACUGAAAUUAUAUAAUUUAAAUUUUAGUAUUUAAUAAUGAUAAUAUUAUUAUCAUGCGAUUAAGAUAAACAAACAUAACAAAGACGUUCUUUAUUAAACCCUCCCCUUCCUUCUUCCUAAACCUCUCUCCUCCCUCUCCUCUCUCUAUCUCUCUCUCUCUCUCUCUCUCUCUUUGCCAUCACAGAAAGGUCCAACUGAGCUUGCCGGCGUCACCAGAUGCCGAUUGAAACCCCCGUUAAGAAUGUGCUUGCACGCGGUUGAUGUUAGUAUUGCUUGAGACUUGCAUAAGAGCAGCAAAGGUGGUGUAAAUGAAAGAAGCACUGGUAAGGCGGUGUAAACGAAAAUAUUGGUGUUGCUCAAGACUUUUGUGUUUUAAGUGCUAAAGAAUAGGUACAGUUUGGUGGUCGUGAUGGAUUUUAAAAAACUCAAAAGUAUGAAUUGGGUAGGAAACAUUUACCAGAAAUUUGAAACAAUCCGCCAGGAGGUGGAUGGUAUUGUGAAUCAGGACUCAAUUAAAUAUGUUGAAAACCAGGUGCAGACUGUGGGUAAAAGUGUGAAGAAAUUUUCUAGUACCGUCCAAGAUUUACUUCCUAUGGUUAGACAGAAAUCUGCCAUUAGUGUUAAGUCGAGGGAAAAUGUAAAGGAAAAUUCUUUGGAUGUAACUGCAAACCAAUCACCUGGAGAGCCCAAUGUAAAGGAUCCUGUGAGAAACCAGCUGAGUCUGGUCUCUACGGAAAAUGACCUUGCAGACCAGCCUAAUCCUCCAACAAUGAAUACUCUUGAGGUGUCGGAAUUAUCUGUGGGAAAGAUCGAUGAAGUUUUGGCAGAUGAGAAGUCUUUAGUUGCAAUUGAAAAGCAAUCUCCUACAGAGCCCAAUGUAAUGACUCCAGUGAAAAACCAGCCGAGUCUUGUCUCUAGUAAAUAUCACCUUGCCGAUCAACCUAGUUCUCCAACUUUAAUAGAUACUGUUGAGGUGCCAGAGUCUGACUUAUCUGUGGGAAAGGUUGAUGAAGUUUUGACAAGUGAAGGUCUUGUAGAUGCGACGGAAAUAAAUCACCUACAAAUCUCAAUGCAAUGGAUCGUGGGACAGACCAGCUGAGUGUUGUCUCUAGUACGUAUCACCUUCCAGAUCAACCUAGUUCUCCAACUUCAAUGGAUACUCUUAAGGUGUCAGGGUCCGACUUAUCUGUGGGAAACAUUGAAAACUCAUUAGAUUUAACAGAAAAGCAAUCGCCUAUGGAGCCCAAUGUAAUGAAUCAUGUGACCGAACAGCUGAGUCUUGUUGGCAGGAAAUCUUACCUUGCAGAUCAAUCUAGUUCUCCUGCUGCAGUGGAUACUCUCGAGGUCUUAGAGUCUGAAUUAUCUGUGGAAAAUACUGAUGAAGUUUGGACAAAUGAAAAUUCUUUAGAUGCAACUGAAAACCAAACACCUACACACCCCAGUGUAAUUGAUCCAUACCAGCCGAGUCUUAUCUUCAGUAAAUAUAACCUUGCAGGUCAACUUAGUUCUCCAGCUUCCUUAAAUACUCUUGAGGUAUUGGAGUCUGACUUGUCGGUUCCAGAGUUUGAUGACAUUUCACCUGAAUCAGUAGCAGAAGGCACUUCCAGAACUGCAGAGUUCAUGCCUCUGACAGUACCAUCUAGAAAGAAGCAAGUUCAAAUCUGCGACUCUGUUCAGUAUGAUGCUCUUAAGCCGUCUUUAGAUAUUGGUGUGGCAGAAUGUGCAUUUGGAAGUUCAGAUGAAUCAAGUAGUGAUUUUUCGCGCUCUUCUAUGGAGACCAUCGAUUUGCAUGAUAAGGUAAUGCUGGAGGAGAGCUGUGUCAUUGUAGAUGAUAGCGUACUGCACGCUGUCUCUAGCAGGGCAAGAAAACAAAGAUCAUACAAGAAAAGAAUCCAGGAUGCUUUUACAUCAAAGAAGAGGUUGGCAAAGGAGUACGAACAGCUAGCAAUUUGGUUCGGAGACAGUCAUAUAGAAACCAGCCAACAAACACUCUCUAACGUGAAAAGUUUGGAAACUGAUGAUGCUUGUGAUUCUGAAUGGGAGCUCCUGUAAAUAUGAACGUGUCCCUGUAAAUAUUUCGACGGAGUGAUUGAAGGGCCGCUUGCCUUUGCAGGUAAAUAUGGUGAGAAUUAUACCAAACCGCAUAUUUAUAAAUCGAGGAUGAUUCCUCGAUCUCAUUGUUGAAAUAUACAAAAUAAACUAGUUCAAAAUUAUAGUAUUGAGUUCUAGCUGUUUA
Pyrus x bretschneideri (Chinese white pear) is the source of this 2325-nucleotide messenger RNA. RefSeq lists its product as uncharacterized. NCBI's taxonomy places the organism in Eukaryota, Viridiplantae, Streptophyta, Magnoliopsida, Rosales, Rosaceae. The coding region runs from base 1164 to 2141 and encodes 325 amino acids. The record is from RefSeq and is a predicted model, not a curated record. The transcript is spliced from 7 exons.